AUGGCGAGCGUGGUACGAAACCCUAGUAAUGGAAACAAAUACCUCUGCGCAGUGAUAGACAAGUCCAUUCUCGUCAUGGAAUGGUUCAAUCCUCGUAGCACUUUCGUCGAAGUCAAGCGGGUUGAAGUAUCAUCCAUGCCUUCACCGGUCUACAACUUCGACCUUGUCUGCAAUCGGGAUCAGAGUCUGCCAACUGUCUGCUUGGGUGUCUAUAAGACCUCGGAUCCUAAUCGCUUCCGCCUCCACAUGAUUGAUCUCAACAGCGAGGAAAUCAAGGCUCCUGCAUUCCCCUUCUCUCCUGAGGAUUCACUACCUAUCGUGAAGGUCGCUCACAUCGACUACAGUGUUCUCAUGCUCUGUUUCCAAGAUCACGCCAAGUUUGUGGAUUUCCGCGGCAAUGUCUGCAAUAACCGUCAAAAUAUUUCCCAGAUUCCCUUCGACACACACGUCGCCUCCGUCGUUUGCCUUCGUGAUGGUAUACUAGCCUUCCAUCCCUUCGGUCUACGUGGAUUCGGGUUCGAUGGACAGCUCACGCAAGAUAUUAAUGAUCCGCAGCAUAUUUAUCAACUUCUUGGAAGCGACAAGAAUAUAGUGGUAGAGAGUCGACCUAUUGACGACCCGAUGUCAAAAUCAAAUCUCUAUCUUCUCUUUGGUCACGAAAACUCCUAUUGA
Molecule: messenger RNA, 672 nt
Organism: Rodentolepis nana
Lineage: Eukaryota; Metazoa; Platyhelminthes; Cestoda; Cyclophyllidea; Hymenolepididae
Source: the annotation of a GenBank genome assembly